Oncorhynchus mykiss (rainbow trout) is the source of this 4729-nucleotide messenger RNA. NCBI's taxonomy places the organism in Eukaryota, Metazoa, Chordata, Actinopteri, Salmoniformes, Salmonidae. The record is from RefSeq and is a predicted model, not a curated record.
CAGCUCAUUAGACUACUGGUGCUUCGGCGCCCCGCCCCCUCAUUCAAACGUCCUCAAAGUUAUAAAAUGCGUAAUAACUUAUGGGUUUUCUAUGUGAGUAGAUAUGACACUGGCUACCCAACUCGGUAAUAAGUUAUUAACUCUAUAAAGUCAGCAGUGAGAUGGGGGUUUUAUAGAUGGUUUUGUGCCUUUAAGGCCGCCUGUUCAUUAGGAGUUGGUUUCAAAUGACGCCAACCUUUUAUUUUUAUCUCAAUGACCUCAUCCUCAAUGGUUGAAGUUCACUAACCAGCGAAUCUUUUUCAUCUCAUAGAUUUUUGUAGUUUUCUUCUCUUUUACUCUUCAUUAAACCGAGUUUACAACAACUUUAACUUGAUAACAGAUGUCGGUGAUGUUAAACGGCGCUUUCUGACAGCGACUUCUCUAACGGCUGAUCAACUCUUCAAUAUGAAUGGAGGAGUGAGGUUCAUGAUGAUGUAAUCGUCAGCCAGACCACGAGAAAAGCUCUCUUUUGUUCCGCUCCUGCAAUGGUGUGAAAGAGACCGCCCUUCCCCCUCCCCUCCCCACACACACACACACACACACACAUACACACACACACACACACACACACACACAUGAACACACACACACACACAUGAACACACGUACACACAAACAGAGGCACAAGAAAGAUAGUGGGGGUUUAGGUUUUUAGUCCUUCAGGGCCAGAGAGAGGCUUCUCUCGCUCUCUCACUCUCUCGCUCUCUAUCUCUCUCGCUCUGUCUCUCUGUCUCUGUCUCUCUGUCUCUGUCUCUGUCUCUCUCUCUCUCUCUCGCCUGGGCUGUGCUGCUAAGCUCCAUCAGGAUGACAUCAUACUCAGCCUACACAAUGGGUCUGUUCAUCUCCUGAGGGCUGCGUCGCGCAACUGGACCGCUAGCCACCCACCCGCCUAAGGGUAAGAGGAGGAGGGAGGAAGAGGAGGAGGGGCUGUGAGAAAGGGAUAAAGAAGGGGUCGUCAUGUCGGAAUGUCCCGUGGGAGUGGGAGCCUGCACUGGAGCUGAGACUGGAGGGACUGGUUUUGGGAUUGCAGCCGGAGCUGCAGGGGGGUUUGGGAUUGGACCUGGGGUGGGGAAUGGACCCCGAGCUGGGACUGGAGGGACUGGGAUUGGACCUGUGGUGGGGAAUGGACCCCGAGCUGGGACUGGAGGGACUGGGAUUGGACCUGUGGUGGGGAAUGGACCCCGAGCUGGGACUGGAGUCAAAGGUUCAGGGCCUGUAUCAGGCCCAGCAUCCGGGACCAGGCAGGGCUCGGUGCGUCCCAUCGGGGCCGAGGGGCUGGUCGCCCUGCUGGAGGGGGGUCUGGACAGCGUGUUGUUGAUUGACAGCCGGCCCUUCGUAGAAUAUAACUCCUCCCACAUCCUGGAGGCGGUCAAUGUGAACUGUUCAAAACUGAUGAAGAGACGGCUGCAACAGGACAAGGUUCAGAUCAACGAACUGCUGCAACACUCUGCUAAGAAGAAGUUGGAGCGAGUGGGCGGUCAGGAGGUGGUGGUGUAUGACCAGAGUUCAUCUGACCCCUUGACUCUUCCCUCGGAGGCCUUCCUUACCGUCCUAUUGGACAAGCUGGAGAGGAGCUUCCCUUCCGUACACCUGCUCUCAGGUGGUUUCUCAGCGUUUUCCCCGCUGUUUCCAGGUCUAUGUGAAGGUAAGGCUCUUCUGGCCACGUCCUGCCUGGUCCCCACCUGCCUCUCUCAGCCCUGCCUGCCCCUCAACACCUCUGGGCCAACACGCAUCCUGCCUCACCUCUACCUGGGCUGUCAGAGAGACGUACUCAACAAGGAAGUGAUGCAGCAGAAUGAGAUAGCGUACGUCCUGAAUGCCAGUAACACAUGUCCCAAACCAGACUACAUCCCUGAGUCUCACUUCCUGCGAGUCCCUGUCAACGACAGCUUCUGCGAGAAGAUCCUCCCCUGGUUGGACAGAUCUGUAGAGUUCAUAGAAAAGGCCAAAGCCUCCAACGCCUGUGUGCUGGUCCACUGUCUGGCUGGCAUCUCCCGCUCGGCAACCAUCGCUAUCGCUUACAUCAUGACGAGGAUGGACAUGUCACUAGACGAAGCUUACAGGUUCGUGAAGGAGAAGAGGCCCACCAUCUCUCCUAACUUCAACUUCCUGGGUCAGCUGCUGGACUUUGAAAAGAAGAUCAAGACUCCUGGAAGGUCGGAGAUCAGAGAAACCACCGGGGUCAAAACCUCUCCUCUCCUCCACCCCCCACUAGAGCACGACCCCCCUAACCCUACUCCCAGCCUCCCAGACCCUGCCCUGGCCCUGCUGGAGCCCCUGACUCUGCCGUGUGUCCUGGCCCCCUGGCCUCCAGAGGAGAGGCUCCUGGCCCAGGCCCUCCAGGGGCUCCAAGGCCUUCAGCUGGACCAGGAGACGGAGGACAGCGCUGCCCGGCUGAAAAGGUCCUUCUCUCUGGACAUCAAGUCGUACAGGGAGCCAGGAGGCUGCAGCAGCGCCCCCAUGAGGCCGUACCCCCACCCUACAUCCCACCCUGGAGCCCAAGACUAUUAUAACCCAUCCGUGAGCUUCAAGGAGCCUGCAGGGAAACCGUAUCAGUUCUCUCCUGUGAAGGAGAUGUCAGAGCAGUCUACACCUGAGCCGAGCCCUGACAAGGAGCAGGACGACGGUCCCGCAGACCCUGCUGAUACGUCUGCAGCUCCCACUGCUGCUCCUGUAGUCUCCACCACUACCAGCACCACUACCACCUCCAACCAGCCCAGCAUGAAGCAGCCCAGCCAGGCUAAGCCUCCUCCACCUCCCCUCUCCUGUUCCCAGCAGCUCCACCGUAGUGGCAGUAUGGAGGAGAACUCUAACCACACCCCUCACACCACCGGCUUCCUGUUCGGCCUAUCGCGUUCCCAGCAGCACCUGUCCAAGCCCGCCCCUAACCUAGGCUCCGCCCUGAAGGGCUGGCACUCUGACAUCCUAUUGGGUCCCGUCACUGUGUCGUCGGGGGGAUGGUACCUCUCCGAGUCACACCACUUCUACUCCACCUCCGCCAUCUUGGGAGGCGGGGCUAACAUUCUGGGGGGUGGCAGCGUGGCGGCGUACAGCGUGAGUCAGGGGUUGGAGGAGGUGCGGCGGCGCGGGCGGCAGCGGAGCGGCGACCACGGGGACUCACGGAGGAGCUGGCACGAGGAGAGCACCUUGGAGAAGCAGCUGAAGAGACGGAGCUGUCAGAUGGAACUCGGAGACAGGAUGAGAGGAGGAGGCGAGACUAGAUCCAGGGAGGAGAUGGGGAGUCACAGCAGCUUCUCAGGAAGCAUGGAGGUCAUAGAGGUGUCCUGAGAGGGACAUUCAAUAUGGCCUCCAGUCCGCCCCUUACGGAAUCAUUGAUUUGAAUGGAGACGUCCGUUCUAGGGAGUAUAACCUCCUCAGAUCAGACCCAUGUUGAGGGGAAAGACUUGUUAUGGACCCAUCUUAUUAUCCCACUAGGGACUUGAACCUUGAGUUGAUUUAAGCGGCUCUAUGUGUACUUGUGUCGCGACAGUUGGCAUUAAUGUAGUUGAACUUUGACCUGGAAGCAGAAAGCAGCUGUGUGACGAUGAUGAAUGUGAUGAUGAGGUGAACUCUGAGAGGACUGAGACAAACUGAGUCUUUUGUUUGGAUGAGUGUUCAUCGUUUUCAUUUAUUUCUGAAUGUUGAUGAUCGUCGUCAAGGAGCAGUAGAUGUCUGCCUGACGUUGGAUUCAUGGAGCUUUUAUGAAGCCUUAUAAAGUCUUUAUGAAGCCUUAUGAAGUCUCUAUGAAGCCUUAUGAAGUCUUUAUGAAGCCUUAAGAAGUCUUUAUGAAGCCUUAAGGAGUCUCUAUGAAGCCUUAAGGAGUCUUUAUGAAGCCUUAAGAAGUCUUUAUAGUCUUUAUGAAGCCUUAAGGAGUCUUUAUGAAGCCUUAAGGAGUCUUUAUGAAGCCUUAAGAAGUAUUUAUGAAGCCUUAAGGAGUCUUUAUGAAGCCUUAAGGAGUCUUUAUGAAGCCUUAAGGAGUCUUUAUGAAGCCUUGUGAAGUCUUUAUGAAGCCUUAAGAAGUCUUUAUGAAGCCUUAUGAAGCCUCUAUGAAGCCUUGUGAAGUCUUUAUGAAGCCUUAAGAAGUCUUUAUGAAGCCUUGUGAAGUCUUUAUGAAGCCUUAAGAAGUCUCUAUGAAGCCUUAUGAAGCCUCUAUGAAGCCUUAUGAAGUCUUUAUGAAGCCUUAAGAAGUCUUUAUGAAGCGUUAUGAAGAACGCGAUCAGAGAUCCUUGAUAGCCCUGUGUCAAAUCAUCCAAUACCUCACACAUCCAAAUUAGAGGCUUCUCCUGUUCCUCUGUCUUCUUCUGAUUGACAAUUCAAAUCUCAGGUCUUAUUUGAACAGUUCCCGAACAGUUCCCGAACAGCUCCCGAACAGUUCCCGAACAGCUACCGAACAGUUCCCGAACAGCUCCCGAACAGUUCCCGAACAGCUACCGAACAGUUCCCGAACAGCUACCGAACAGUUCCCGAACAGUUCCCGAACAGCUCCCGAACAGUUCCCGAACAGCUCCCGAACAGCUCCCGAACAGCUCCCGAACAGCUCCCGAACAGUUCCCGAACAGCUCAGUUGGUAGAGCAUGGUGCUUGUACCCCAGGGUUGUAGGUUCGAUUCCCGGGGCAGCCCAGACGUAAAAUGUACGCACGCAUGACUGUAAAUCACUUUGGAUUAAAGCGCUAUAUGAUAUAUUAUUAA